Messenger RNA from Cryptomeria japonica (Japanese cedar), 1752 nucleotides. RefSeq lists its product as uncharacterized. The record is from RefSeq and is a predicted model, not a curated record. Bases 499 to 1560 code for a protein of 353 amino acids. The transcript has a single exon. NCBI's taxonomy places the organism in Eukaryota, Viridiplantae, Streptophyta, Pinopsida, Cupressales, Cupressaceae.
UUGCUAUGCAGAAAUAUAGAUAGAAAUCUCAGUUUUCUAUACAGAAAAUCAUAGUUAAAGAAUUUUAAUGAAAUAGAAAAGAACAUACUUUUCAAGUUUUUCUUUGUCAUGAUGAUACAUCUGGUCUGCUCUGUUCUAUCUGAAUAAGUAGGCCUGCAUUUGAAUCUGUUGUGGGAUUGUAUGUCCCCUUUCUUCCCAUCUGAUCUCUGCAACUUUUUUUGGUUUUUAUUGUUGCAACUGAAAUUAAAUUAAGCUUUUCAGAGAUUUGAAUAGUUAGUAUACUGACAGCAAGGACUGUCAGUUUGAAUUCAUCUUUUAGCAGACCUAUGCUGCAAAAUCCACACUGGCCCAUCAUUGCCAAACACACAGGAAGCCCACGAGAAAUCAGUUAGAAGAUUCCUCUCUCUUCAUAAAAGAAUGUUGUUUGGUCUGUAUUUAGCUUAGGAGAUUGUUGGGUUGGAUUUCAAUCAAAGAAAAUUUCAAGAAUUUGAAGGCAUCAUGGCAUGCACAGAAUUGCUAGAGAGCCCCAGGAUUUCAUUCUCCAGGGAUUUCUCAGACCUGGAUUUGGUGGUGGAGAGGAGGAAGAAGGUUGAUAACAAAGAGUCAAUGGCUGAUGAGGAUUUUGAGUUCUGUAUGGGUUUGUCUGAGGGUAGUAAGCCUACAAUGCUGCCUGCAGAGGUGCUCUUUUCUGAAGGCAAGAUUCUUCCUUUUCAGUUUUCUCAAUCUGGAAAUGGAAAAGCUAUGUUACCCACAGGUGUUACUGGAAUCUAUAUUACUAAUGAAAAAGCUAACAAGUUAGAGAAUUCCUGUGAGGGAAGUUCGAUCAAAUCGAAUGGUAUUGCCUGUGAGCAUUCCCCCAAGGCGCCCAAAUGUUCAUGGAAGGAGAUUCUGGGCCUUAAGAAGCUCCAAACCCAGAAAAGUGUCCCUCCGAAGACAACACCCAAAACACCCAAGAAGCCGAAUUUUACUUAUAGGAUCCGGUGCAUUAAUUCUGGUGUGACUACAGAGGCUUCCUCUGUCUCUCAACCCCUGCUGCUGCAACCUCGUGACUCUGAUGCAGAUUCUGCAUCAGCUCGGUUUUCUGUUUCUUCAAAUCAGUCUGAUCUGGAGGAAUUGCCAAGGUAUUCUGUAGAUUCCAUCAAAGAAGAUGCUGUUUUGCACAAGCCCUUGAGGGCUGUUAAUGUCAUUAGGCCUGCAGAGAAGAAGGGCUCAAAGUGCAACAGCCCCAGAACAAGAGGGGCCUCCUCUGGUAAGGUUGUGUUCAAGGGUCUUGAGAGAAGCUGUAGCAGUCCCAGUAGCUUUAGGAAGAGGGAAUCUCAGUACAGAAUAGAAAGGUCUUAUUCUGCAAAUGUCAGAGUAACCCCUGUUUUGAAUGUGAAUGUGCCUUCUUGCAUUAGAAAUGGGAAGGGAGCAUCCAAAGGAGGAGGAGGAGGAGGAGGAGGAAUGUUUGGUUUGACCAACCUGUUUUCUUCUCCUCAGAAAAAGGAUUCCAAUAAGCAUAUCAAGAAUCCUUCUCAGUCUCAUUUGGCAUCCACCAAAAUAAAACCCACUGAAGUGUGAAGGAUAAUGAAAAGAUGUAGAGAAUCCAAGAACAAAAAUCCUUGCUCUCACAAUAAUGUGAAAGAAGAGGCAAAGGUUUAUUUUGGAGAGUUGUCGAGUUUUUCCAUCUUGGUUGGGUUUUGGUUUUGAUGGUGCUCUUAUCCAUUGGUUUGGAGUGGAUCUGCAAUGCAGGCUAUUUUCUUACAGUUCUAA